Messenger RNA from Parastagonospora nodorum SN15, 4830 nucleotides. RefSeq lists its product as hypothetical. Bases 1 to 4830 code for a protein of 1609 amino acids. The transcript has 4 exons. Gene Ontology annotation, molecular function: microfilament motor activity; actin filament binding; ATP binding. Gene Ontology annotation, cellular component: actin cytoskeleton; myosin complex; vesicle. The record is from RefSeq and is a predicted model, not a curated record. NCBI's taxonomy places the organism in Eukaryota, Fungi, Ascomycota, Dothideomycetes, Pleosporales, Phaeosphaeriaceae. Gene Ontology annotation, biological process: vesicle transport along actin filament; actin filament organization.
AUGGCGCACAUCUACGAGAACGGCACCCGGGCAUGGCAGCCCGACCCAACCGACGGCUGGGUUGCCUCCGAGGUUGUCGACAAGCAGAUCGAGGGGGACAAGGUGAAGCUGGUGUUCCAGCUCGAGAACGGCGAGAAAAAAACCGUUGAGACGACCCUUCUCGCCAUCCAGACGGGCAAGGACCCCAACUUGCCCCCGCUGAUGAACCCGGCCAUGCUCGAGGCCAGCGAUGAUUUGACCAACCUGUCCCAUCUCAACGAGCCGGCUGUGCUCCAGGCCAUCAAGCUGCGCUAUCUGCAGAAGGAGAUCUACACAUACUCGGGUAUCGUGCUGAUCGCAACGAACCCCUUUGCCCGAGUCGAUUCGCUCUAUGUACCCGGCAUGGUGCAGGUCUAUGCCGGCAAGCAGCGUUCAUAUGGCGCACCGCAUUUAUUCGCCAUUGCAGAAGAGGCCUUUGCCGACAUGUUGCGGGACCAGAAGAACCAGACCAUCGUCGUUUCUGGUGAAUCCGGAGCUGGCAAGACCGUCAGUGCCAAAUACAUCAUGCGAUACUUCGCGACCCGCGAGUCCCCAGACAACCCAGGCAGGCGGAGAGGCAAAGCCGACUCCAUGAGUGAGACUGAAGAGCAGAUUCUGGCCACCAACCCCAUCAUGGAGGCCUUCGGUAACGCGAAAACGACAAGGAACGAUAACUCGUCCCGUUUCGGUAAAUACAUUGAGAUUCUGUUCAACAAACAGACGGACAUUAUCGGCGCCAAGAUCAGGGUCUACUUGUUGGAACGAUCAAGACUGGUUUUCCAGCCGCUUAAGGAGCGGAAUUACCACGUCUUCUACCAGCUCAUCGCCGGUGCUACUGACGCCGAACGCGAGGAGCUGUCUCUCAGGCCUGUCGAGGAAUUCAGCUAUCUCAACCAAGGAAGCGCACCCGUUAUCGACGGUGUAGACGACAAGGCUGAGUUCAACGCGACCCGGGAAUCCCUCACCAAGGUUGGUGUACCGCCGGAAACCCAGGCCGGCAUCUGGCGCUUGCUUGCCGCGCUAUUGCACAUCGGAGACAUCAAGAUCACAGCCACACGCACAGACUCAAAUCUCGCUCCAGACGAGCCAGCCUUGGUCAAGGCUUGCGCAUUGCUUGGUAUAGAUGCAAGCAGCUUCGCCAAAUGGACUGUCAAGAAGCAGCUCAUCACAAGAGGAGAGAAGAUUGUCUCCAACUUGACCCAGCAGUCAGCCAUUGUUGUACGAGACUCUGUCGCCAAGUUCAUCUACUCCAGCAUGUUCGACUGGCUCGUUGAGCGUACCAACGAGAGUCUUGCCACCGAGCAGAUUCUCGCCCAAGCCCAGACCUUCAUUGGUGUCCUGGAUAUUUACGGUUUCGAGCAUUUUGCAAAGAACUCUUUCGAGCAGUUCUGUAUCAACUAUGCCAACGAGAAGCUCCAGCAAGAAUUCAACGCCCACGUCUUCAAGCUCGAACAGGAAGAGUACGUGCGGGAGCAAAUUGACUGGCAAUUCAUCGACUUUGCAGACAACCAGCCGUGUAUUGAUCUCAUCGAGGGCAAGUUGGGUGUUCUGUCCCUGCUUGACGAAGAGUCUCGCUUGCCCAUGGGCUCUGACGAGCAGUUUGUGACCAAGUUGCACCACAACUUUUCUGGUGACAAGCACAAGUUCUACAAGAAGCCCCGGUUCGGAAAGUCUUCUUUCACCGUCUGCCAUUAUGCAGUCGACGUCACAUAUGAGUCCGAUGGCUUCAUCGAGAAGAACAGGGAUACCGUCCCUGACGAGCACAUGGAGGUCCUCAAGGCCUCCAGCAACAAGUUCUUGCUCGAAGUCCUGGAUGUGGCUGCACAGAUCCGGGAGAAGGAGACUGCCUCCACUCAGUCCGCCAAGCCCGGAGCCACCAUGUCCGCUGGCCGUAGAAUUGCCGUGAACAGGAAGCCAACGCUUGGUGGUAUCUUCAAGGCAUCACUCAUUGAGCUGAUGCACACUAUCAACUCAACCGACGUUCACUACAUUCGAUGCAUCAAGCCCAACGAAGCCAAGGCUGCCUGGCAAUUUGAUGGCCCCAUGGUUCUCAGUCAAUUGCGAGCCUGUGGUGUCCUUGAGACUGUCAGAAUUAGUUGCGCUGGUUACCCAACAAGAUGGACAUAUGAGGAGUUCGCUCUUCGAUACUACAUGUUGGUUAGGUCAAACGAAUGGACUCCAGAAAUCCGAGACAUGGCUACCGCUAUCUUGAAGAAAGCUUUGGGUGCCGGAAAGAACGAUGGCACCGACAAGUACCAGAUGGGUCUAACAAAGAUCUUCUUCCGCGCUGGUAUGCUUGCGUUCCUCGAGAACCUCCGGACAGCUAGACUCAACGACGCUGCGAUUAUGAUCCAGAAGAACCUCCGUGCUAAAUACUACCGCCGUAUCUACUUGGAGAUGCGCGAGGCCGUUGUGUCUGUUCAAUCCUUGGCUAGGGGUUUCAUGGCAAGAGAGCGUGCCGAGGACGCCAGGCAGGUUCGUGCCGCAACAACUAUUCAACGGAUCUGGCGCGGCAGCAAGGUUCGCAAGGAGUUCCUCAUCAUCCGGCAGUCAGUCAUCGCAUUCCAGGCUCAGGCCAAGGGAAGGCUACUCAGGCAGGCUAUCAUGGACCGUCAAUGGCUGCGAGCUGCCCUCAUCUGUCAACGCAGCUGGCGAUCACAGAAAUUGCUCAAGGACUGGAGGAACAAGAGGAAGAGUGUUGUCAUGGUACAGAAGCUGUGGAGAGGAAAGCAGGCUCGCAAGCAGUACAAGACUCUGCGUGCCGAGUCUCGCGAUCUCAAGAACAUCUCUUACAAGCUGGAGAACAAGGUCGUCGAGCUCACCCAGACUCUUGGUUCGAUGAAGGAGCAGAACAAGUCGCUCAAGUCGCAAGUGGAGAAUUACGAGAACCAGAUCAAGUCCUACAAGGAGCGAAGUCGUACCCUCGAGAACCGACAAAAGGAGUUGCAAGCCGAGGCCAACCAGGCUGGCAUUACUGCAGCCAAACUGAGCCAGAUGGAGGACGAGUACAAGAAGCUACAGGCAAGCUACGACGAAAGCAAUGCAAAGAUGCGCCAUCUGCAGGAAGAAGAGAAGGAACUCCGCGCCUCGCUCAAGAGGACUACGGACGACUUGGAGCAGUCAAAGAGGAGGAGCAACGUCACCGAAACCGAGAAGCUUACACUCCGACAACAGCUCGCCGAGCUGCAAGAGCAAAUGGAGUUGAUGAAGCGCAACGCUCCCAUCAACGGCGAGCUAUCAAACGGGCACGCACCAAUGGCUGCCAGCGGCUUCCUCAAGAUGGUCACUUCAAAGACACCCAAGAGGCGAAGCGCCGGGCCCGAUACCCGCGAUCUCGUGGACCGUUUCAGCGCCACAUACAACCCACGACCUGUAUCCAUGGCUCCUGGUACCUCUGCGCACAGGCAGAACCUUUCUGGUUCGACUUUCGCCCACUUCGAUAACGUCGAGGCUGAGCUUGAGUCCAUCCUUGCUGACGAGGAUAUGCUGAACGAUGAGGUCACUCUCGGUCUGAUCAAGAACCUGAAGAUCCCAUCGCCAACUUCGCAACCACCCCCUACCGACAAGGAGGUUCUGUUCCCAGCCUACCUCAUCAAUCUCGUCACCUCUGAGAUGUGGAACAACGGCUUCGUGAAGGAAUCAGAGCGUUUCCUGGCAAACGUCAUGCAAUCGAUUCAGCAGGAAGUCAUGCAGCAUGAUAGCGACGAUGCGAUCAACCCCGGCGCUUUCUGGCUUAGCAACGUUCACGAGAUGUUGUCCUUUGUCUUCCUUGCCGAAGACUGGUACGAGCAACAGAAGACGGACAACUACGAGUACGACCGUCUACUCGAGAUCGUCAAGCACGACUUGGAAAGUCUUGAGUUCAACAUUUACCACACCUGGAUGAAGGUACUCAAGAAGAAGCUGCAGCGCAUGAUCAUUCCUGCUAUCAUCGAGUCGCAAUCACUUCCUGGAUUCGUUACGAACGAGUCUAACCGUUUCCUCGGCAAGCUUUUGCAAGGCAGCAACACGCCUGCCUUCAGCAUGGAUAACCUUCUCAGCCUGUUGAACAGUGUAUACAAAGCUAUGAAAGCUUACUACCUCGAGGACUCAAUCAUCACACAAUGCGUCACCGAGCUUCUCCGUCUCGUCGGCGUUACCGCUUUCAACGACCUCCUCAUGAGGAGAAACUUCCUUUCGUGGAAGCGUGGACUUCAAAUCAACUACAACAUCACUCGUAUCGAGGAGUGGUGCAAGUCUCACGACAUGCCUGAGGGCACGCUCCAGCUUGAGCACCUCAUGCAAGCCACUAAGCUCCUUCAGCUGAAGAAGGCUACUCUCAACGACAUUGAGAUUAUCCAGGAUAUUUGCUGGAUGUUGAGCCCGAACCAGAUCCAGAAGCUUCUCAACCAGUACUUGGUUGCCGACUAUGAGCAGCCCAUCAACGGCGAGAUCAUGAAGGCUGUCGCCUCCCGAGUAACGGAGAAGAGCGACGUUCUGCUGUUGACAGCAGUCGACAUGGAAGACUCAGGCCCGUACGAGAUUGCGGAGCCCCGUGUCAUUACCGCACUAGAGACAUACACACCAUCUUGUAAGUAUACAACAUUCACCACAAGCAUCAUUCACGCUAACGACAUUCCAGGGCUCCAAACCCCACGCCUCAAACGCCUCGCUGAGAUCGUCUCCCAACAAGCCAUCGCUCAACAAGAGAAGAUGGACUAUGACGGCGACGAUGACGAUGUCACCAACGGCACCAACGGCGAUGGUAUGAUGAACGGCAACGGCAACGGCAUUCACGAGCAUGAUACCAUCCAGGAGGAGAUUGCCGCGUAG